CACAUCGCAUUGCACCAACAUUGCAUCGCAUCGCACCAACAUUGCAUCGCACCAACAUUGCAUCGCAUCGCACCAACAUCGUAUCAUUGAGUUUUUGUACUACAAAAUGUUACCUGCCUCGAGCUCGAGCUCAGACAGGCAGCUAUAUGUUUGUCUGUGCACCAAGCACAAUCUUGGCCAACCCCAUAGAGUUGCCAAAUCCACAUGGCACCGACAUCUACAAGAGGCUAGUACAGAGGAGGAGCGAGAGAAGAUGCGAACUGGCCGAGAACUACGGGGACAUACCAUGGAGCUGGAACCGGGUGCUGGGGAGGCGGCUGCAGGCUGCGCUUCAUCUUCAAACUCUUCUGACAGAACAUCUAUACCCCCCAGUGCUUUGUUUUGGUGCUCAUAAAUGUAUUUUCAGCGCGCAUAUAUGCAGCCUGCACAGCAUAGUAACCAGUAUUUGCUCGAACACUGCAAAACAUUAGAACUUCAAAUCG
Messenger RNA from Suillus subaureus, 482 nucleotides. RefSeq lists its product as uncharacterized. Lineage: Eukaryota; Fungi; Basidiomycota; Agaricomycetes; Boletales; Suillaceae. The record is from RefSeq and is a predicted model, not a curated record. Bases 107 to 394 code for a protein of 95 amino acids. The transcript is spliced from 2 exons.